AUGAAGCAGCGCUCCGGCGGGGAGGGUGGCGGCAGAAAGGGGUCGCGCGGGGAGACCGGGCACGUCCGUCGGCAGCCACAGGCGAAAGGCACCAAGAAACACAAAAAGCGGGUGUGGGUGAACUUUAAAGAUAAAAGUCAGGGAUGGAAGAACUUCAAAAAAGUUCAAGACGUAAAAGCGCGUGCAGCGUUGUGGAAGAUGCGACGACGGGAAGACCGCGAGGAACCUUUGGGUGGGGGAAGUGGCGACGUAGAACGGACUCUUACGCGACCCAGUGAAGACCCCGAUGCCUUUUUGCAGCAGCUGCUUGAUCCUCUGCAUGCCGUUCGGAAACCGAAACAAACUUCUUCACCGGAUAGAGGAUCGGCGUCGGGAGAGAGACAGGAGGAACAGCCUCGUGGAGAGAACGGCACGAAAAGGAAGGGAGACAAGGCAGCCCGACUGCGCGUGGAGUCGCCUCGUUCCCGGCAUUCCAGCGACGAAGAAGGCGUGGAAGAAAGCGAAGAAGAUGCAGGCACAGACGAGUCCGAAGAACAGAGAGAGAAGAGUGGCGAGGGAGCGCGCUGCCGCCGAAAGAAGCGAGGUUUGAGCAGGGACCAAGGCGAGCAGAGAGACUUUGGCCACGCAGAGGGAAAGAAGAGGCGUUUUGCGUCAGAGUCACUGGAGUCUUCUGAGGACGAAAUGGCCAGUUUCGCUUCCUGGUCGAGUCCCGGGCCCUCGCUCCAUAGAAGCCUCCCGCACAAACACCGGGUUUCCCUGAAAGGGAGUCUUGCCGCUCCAGCCGUCGAAGAAGAGGACGAGGAAGCAGAAGGGAAGGAAGAAAACAGAGAGGAUGUUUCUGCGCAGCCGUCGCGAGCUUCGGCAAACGAGAAGCGAAACGCAAAAGGUCGCGACCGACACGGAAGUUCGUCUGCUGUGUUUUACCCUUUCAAGAAAGCCAUGGAGGAGGCGGCACGGCGGAAAGCCGAACAAGAAGAGAGGCGAAGGAAGGCGGAAGAGGAGCGAGACAAGCGGGAAGAAGAACGGAAAAUUGUGGAAGCGAGGAGAAGAAAGGAGAGAAAAAAGCUUCAAGCGAGAACCAAGAGAGGCCAGCCUAUUAUGGGAAAUGUCAUGCAAGUCCUUCUUGGCAAAAUCAGACGAAGGGAGGGAGUGAAGUCAUAA
Messenger RNA from Neospora caninum, 1161 nucleotides. RefSeq lists its product as hypothetical. The record is from RefSeq and is a predicted model, not a curated record. The transcript has a single exon. The coding region runs from base 1 to 1161 and encodes 386 amino acids. Lineage: Eukaryota; Apicomplexa; Conoidasida; Eucoccidiorida; Sarcocystidae.